UUGCCCAGGCCCACAGCCAUGGCCACAGCAGUGGCUCAGAAGCUCAGCCACCUCCUGCCUAGCUUGCGGCAGGUCUGCCAGGAGUCUCAGCCAUCUCUGCCGCCAGAGCCUGUCUUCACAGUGGACCGAGCCGAGGUGCCGCCCCUCUUCUGGAAGCCAUACAUCUACGUGGGCUACCGGCCACUGCACCAGACCUGGCGCUUUUACUUCCGCACGUUGUUCCAGCAGCACAAUGAGGCAGUGAACGUGUGGACCCACCUGCUGGCAGCCCUUGUGCUGCUGCUGCGGCUGGCCAUCUUUGUGGGUACCGUGGACUUCUGGGGGGACCCACAUGCCCUGCCCCUCUUCAUCAUCAUCUUUGCCUCCUUCACCUACCUCUCUCUCAGUGCCUUGGCUCACCUCCUGCAGGCCAAGUCCGAGUUCUGGCAUUACAGCUUCUUCUUCCUGGACUAUGUGGGUGUGGCUGUGUACCAGUUUGGCAGUGCCCUGGCUCACUUCUACUACGCCAUCGAGCCAGCCUGGCAUGCACGGGUGCAGGCCAUUUUCCUGCCCAUGGCUGCCUUUCUUGCCUGGCUUUCCUGCACUGGUUCCUGCUAUAGCAAGUACAGCCAGAAGCCGGGCCUGUUGGGCCGCACUUGCCAGGAGAUGCCCUCAGCGCUGGCCUACAUGCUGGACAUCAGCCCUGUGGUACACCGCAUCUUAGUGUCCCCUGAUCCUGCCUCAGAUGACCCUGCUCUUCUUUAUCACAAGUGCCAGGUGAUCUUCUUCCUGCUGGCUGCUGCUUUCUUCUCAGCCUUUAUGCCUGAGCGCUGGUUCCCCGGCAGCUGCCAUGUCUUUGGACAGGGCCACCAACUCUUUCAUGUCUUUUUGGUGCUGUGCACGUUGGCUCAGCUGGAGGCUGUGGCACUGGACUAUGAGGCCCGGCGGCCCAUUUAUGAGCCUCUGCACAGCCGUUGGCCCCACAACUUCUGUGUCCUCUUCCUGCUCACUGUGGGCUGCAGUAUCCUCACCGCAUUCCUCCUGAGCCAGCUGGUGCGGCGCAAACUAGAGCAGAAGACCAAGUGAACGGGGAUGGCAGCUGCUAGGGAGGGAGGUAUAGGGCUUCACGGGUUCAGGCUUAGCUCCAGGUGGGAACAAGGCCUGGUAAAGUUGUUUGUGUCUGGCC
Messenger RNA from Orycteropus afer afer, 1165 nucleotides. It is a transcript of the gene PAQR7, whose product is annotated as progestin and adipoQ receptor family member 7. Lineage: Eukaryota; Metazoa; Chordata; Mammalia; Tubulidentata; Orycteropodidae. The record is from RefSeq and is a predicted model, not a curated record. Gene Ontology annotation, biological process: response to steroid hormone. Gene Ontology annotation, cellular component: plasma membrane. Gene Ontology annotation, molecular function: steroid binding; nuclear steroid receptor activity.